GUAGUCGGGUCAUCUCUCAUUCAUCCAACAGGUAUGACGUACGCAUGCUCACACUGUCCUCUGGAAAACAUGGCGUCUGUAUCAGAAUUGUACGAUGUGGGAUGGGAAGAGAUGAGAGACAAGUUACGUAAAUGGAGAGAAGACAACAGCAGGAACAGUGAACAGAUAGUGGAUGUUGGAGAAGAGCUCAUCAGUGACCAUGCAUCUAAACUGGGAGAUGAUGUCUGGAUUAUUUAUGAGCAGGUGAUGAUCGCUGCACUGGACUGCAGUCGGGAUGACUUGGCUCUGACCUGUCUACAGGAACUGAGGAAGCAGUUUCCAGAUAGCCACAGAGUGAAGCGAUUAACGGGCAUGAGGCUGGAAGCUUUGGAAAGGUACGACGAGGCUAACAAGCACUACGAUGCUAUUCUUGAAGAUGAUCCCACCAAUACGGCAGCAAGGAAACGCAAGAUUUCAAUACUGAAAGCCCAGGGAAAGAACGGAGAAGCCAUAAGGGAGCUCAACGAGUAUCUGGAGCAGUUUGUUGGGGACCAAGAGGCGUGGCAUGAGUUAUCAGAGCUGUACAUCAAUGAACAUGACUAUGGAAAAGCUGCAUUUUGUCUGGAGGAGCUGAUGAUGACCAACCCUCACAAUCAUUUGUACUGUGAACAGUACGCUGAGGUGAAGUACACACAGGGGGGGCUGGAAAACCUGGAGCUGUCCAGGAAGUAUUUUUCUCAGGCGCUGAGGCUGAACAACCGAAACAUGAGGGCGUUGUUUGGUCUAUAUAUGUCUGCAAGUCACAUAGCUGCCAGUCCUAAAGUUAGUGCCAAGGUGAAGAAGGACAAUAUCAAGUAUGCUGCUUGGGCUGCUAAUCAAAUAAAUCGAGCCUACAAGCUGGCUGGUCGGGGGACAAAGGAGAAUAAAUGUUCCAUGAAGGCGGUGGAGGAGAUGCUGGACUCCAUGCAGAUCACCAUGUCUUAGAUGUCCUUUUACUGUCCCCCCCCCCCCCCCCCCCCCCCCCGUUACAUCGGAGCAAACUAGCACCUCAAACACCCAUUCAGUUUGACCAGAACUUGGCAAAUCAUUUAUCCCCUUGUUGUAACUAAUUAUUUGAUCUUAACAUAUAAAAUCUGAGACAUUUGUUAACCUUUAGACAGAACAGAGACCCAAAUAAGCUCUUAGUUCCAACUAGCUGUGAUCCAGUCACUGACUAAGUGAUGCUAUCCACUCCAUCCCAGGUUCCACAUUAACGCUGAGACCAUGUGACCAGGAAAUGGAACAAGAUGUACAGUACAUGCUAUAUUUAUUAAGACAUUAUGGAGCUGCUGUCUGUCUGCACUGACGGUUUUUGUUUUCAUGGCAUCUGUAAAUUCAUCUAAUAAACAUUUUUGGAAAAUCA
Molecule: messenger RNA, 1381 nt
Organism: Nothobranchius furzeri (turquoise killifish)
Lineage: Eukaryota; Metazoa; Chordata; Actinopteri; Cyprinodontiformes; Nothobranchiidae
Source: RefSeq, a predicted model, not a curated record